CUCGAUUCAGCCGUAUAUAGAUCGCUCAUUGUACAACAGAGCAACUGAUGUCGUAACUGAUGUCGCAACUGAGAAGAACACGCAACUAUCAUGAAGCAAUCCUCCUAUCCCACAAAGUCAAGAACGACCAAGCGGGUGUACAUCCGCAAGCAAAUGGAGACAACGGCAGCCGCUGCGGAAACCACGCAAAUAACAACAAUCCAUGGGCCGUUCGAUCUCGGAUCUACGGUCAGCUUCUGGACGUGAGUCUGCCUGCGCAUCUGGAGAGAUAUAGAUUGAGAGGGUUCCAGGCCGGCGAGAAUGAUGGACUUGGCAUGCUAUUUAUGCCUUCUCUCCGGAGAACCUCCACACUCCUGCAUCUCACACGGUGCCUGCUAUCGAAACCAUCACCACAAAAUCGACUUUCUAGAAAUGUGGCAAAGCGAGCAAUUGGUCUCAGUGCGACCAGGCUUCGGAGGCUUCGGAGGCUUCGAUGGUGUCCUUCCAGAAGUCGGAUCCGGGGAAGAUCUACGGUUCCUGCAGUCGAUCAGAUCCUGGGUUGGGAUUGGAUGAUCUUGUUUAAGCAGUGGAGUUCUCGAUUGGUUGCGGCGGAGCGCGAGGGCUGAGAUAGAAUGUGGAGAAGAGAAAAAGAAAUGUUAAGUUCCACUAUCCUCUGAAGCAAGAAGUCGAC
Molecule: messenger RNA, 670 nt
Organism: Hyaloscypha bicolor E
Lineage: Eukaryota; Fungi; Ascomycota; Leotiomycetes; Helotiales; Hyaloscyphaceae
Exons: 3
Coding region: 60-605 (181 amino acids)
Source: RefSeq, a predicted model, not a curated record